This is a messenger RNA of Solanum verrucosum, 579 nucleotides long. RefSeq lists its product as uncharacterized. The transcript is spliced from 4 exons. The record is from RefSeq and is a predicted model, not a curated record. Bases 115 to 549 code for a protein of 144 amino acids. NCBI's taxonomy places the organism in Eukaryota, Viridiplantae, Streptophyta, Magnoliopsida, Solanales, Solanaceae.
AAAGAACUGUUUUAUUUAAAUGUGAAUGAUUUGACCCCACGCCAAACGUAGGAAUGAAGAUUCACCCACAAUAUAAACUUGUGGAUAUCAAUCAUAGAAGAAAAUUGAGGAAAUAUGGCACCUAGGGGGGGUGGACGUUGUAGAUAUUCUGGAAAAAGGACAGCAGAUCCAGUGGCAACUCCUUUAAUGUCGAGUUUCGCACGUGAUCAAGCACCAUCAUUGCCUGAACUGCCAACACCAGUUACGCCAGAUUCAGUUGCAGUCAACAUAUCGGGACCAUCUCCAUCUGUGGGGAUCGAAAUACCAAGGAAUGACAUUGUAUCCACAACUUCAUCAAAUACAACUGAUGGUACCCGCAUCCCAAUUGAAAUCGUCAUGGGACGUUUGGAGCUAAGUAACAAUGUAUCUCGGGCGAUCGCAAAAAUCUUUAAGGAAAAUUGGAUCCUGAAGGACAUGAUUGGAAGUCAGUUACACCAGAGAUUAAGGACUUCUACUGGGAGGAGUUUAACAAGCGAUUCCAUUGGAAUAUUACAACUGAAGGUUCCAUAAAGGAUCAUUUUAUGAAAAAAUGUUCAAUAC